AUGCCAGAUGGCAUGGUUGAAAUGCUGAUGACAGGCUUCAGCUCAUCCCUCGGGACUAUUCAGGCCGCGACUCCUGCCCAAAUUUCAUGGCAUGCGAAUAAUGACAGGAAACGUGAGCCUGAUUUCUGGCCUACUUUGCCUGGGAUGGAAGAUGAGUCGAGCUCCCCUGGGCCAUUCGUGGAGGCGAGUCGCGAAUGGGAACUUCUAAGCCUUAGCCCUCUCCCUACAUCUCGCAAUUCCCAGACGAAACGCGAGACGUAA
Sparassis crispa is the source of this 261-nucleotide messenger RNA. RefSeq lists its product as hypothetical. The record is from RefSeq and is a predicted model, not a curated record. The coding region runs from base 1 to 261 and encodes 86 amino acids. The transcript is spliced from 2 exons. NCBI's taxonomy places the organism in Eukaryota, Fungi, Basidiomycota, Agaricomycetes, Polyporales, Sparassidaceae.